Molecule: messenger RNA, 2616 nt
Organism: Temnothorax curvispinosus
Lineage: Eukaryota; Metazoa; Arthropoda; Insecta; Hymenoptera; Formicidae
Product: protein amnionless-like
Exons: 6
Coding region: 218-1663 (481 amino acids)
Biological process (GO): receptor-mediated endocytosis; intracellular protein localization
Cellular component (GO): apical plasma membrane; endocytic vesicle
Source: RefSeq, a predicted model, not a curated record
UCAGUUAUCGAAAAAUUCCCAACCGUGUUCAACUUCUCUUCCUCGCGUUAUUUCGGAGUUAAAAAAUUUGCUGCAAAUGAUUGAUAGCGAACGUCUAAAUUCACUAUACCGUUUCAUAUUUUUUUUAAGUGAGAAUUAAUCGAGAAGUAGCGUAUUCGUUACGCGUACUUAUAUCUUCGUUCAAUCGACCGGCCGUUUAAGACAUUCAUAUAAAAACAUGCUCGCCCCUUUCGCGCCGUAUCGUAAAAUCGUGCUGUGCGUUAUUUUGAUAUCGAGAUGUUCGACCGCUUUCGAAAAGUACUGGCUUCCGGAUCUGGAGUGGCGAACCGCGAGCAACUGGGCGGACGGCCGUGUCCCGGAGAUCGACAGCCGUGUGAUCUUUCCUCAGCAGACCCGGCACGCGGUGGGCAUCGCCGGAGCCGAUAAUCUCAGACUAUCCGAAAUUGAUUUGCCGAGGCAGGGAUUGUUGGUCCUCCCUAGAAAUGGUCAACUGCAGCUAAGCGAUUCACGGACGGACGCGAAAGUUAGUAGAUGGUCGAAAGAGGGUAAUAUUUUCUGGGCCGACCCCGCAAAUUGGAACGGUAGCUCGAUAGCGGCGCCGCAUCUCGAGCGCGUCCCAUGUCGCCAGGACAACGUUGUCCUGCCGAGCGAGAAUCACACCUUUAGUAUCCUUCUACCUGUAAGGGAGAUAGAAGUGAAGUCGAUUCGGCUGUCGAACGAGAGGCAGCCGUUUACCGAGUGGGAAUGGCAAAACUUCCAAGAUCGUAGGGAAUUCUCCAGAGGCGGAUUCACCGUAAAGUACAGCGAUCUGUACCUGACUAUGCACGACUGUAAGAAAUGUUUCUGCCAGGGAGACUCUCAGAGCGAUUAUCUCGAAGAGAUCUGCGCCAUUCAGAGGCCAAGAUGUGGAUUUACGGGCUGUGAAUAUCCUCUUACGGUGGAGGGUCACUGUUGUCCGUACUGUGGCGGACGCGUUUCCAUAUCGGAGCAGAUUUCUUUAGCAACGGUACAAUUCUUGGCGGACGAAGCUUUAGAAGGAUAUACGGAAAAGGUUGCCUGGCACACCAGACGCACUUGGAAAGGUGGCGUCGAGAUUCUCGUAAAAGAAAAAGAGGACUAUUCCGGGAAUACGAUACAGGAAGCGGUAGAAAACCUGCGAGAAAUGUUGCGAAGCAAAGGAAUCGACGUGACGAAUGCGGAGACGGCCGGUGCAGCAAUGAAAGAUUCUCGAUUAGCCGUUACACUUGGACCUCUUUUGGGAACGCCUCUUGUUGUGAUCGCCCUUCUUCUGUUGGCCUUUCUGUACUACGGUUAUUCUUUGGGGCACGUUCUCUCGGGAUGUAUGGAAGCCGUCUCAUCCGUCCGAGAUGGAAUUCGGAAGGACAAGCAGAAGCACGGUUUCGCCCGUUUCGAGAACGUUCCCGAGGGCAACGUUCAGAUUGCUAACGUUCCCGGAAUGAGCGGACGAGAGGCUGACGACGACGUCGAGAGGAUAAAGCAAGUCGCGAGUGCAGGUAGAUUCGAAAAUCCCUUAUACAGGUCCAAGAGGGACAAGAUGGAGAAACGUAAGAUUUUCGAUAUAGACGCGCCUCUCAGCCUUACUACUCUAAAAAGCAAGAUAGAAGAUCAACUGGAAAAUGAGGAGAUGGAUACUGAGGAAUAAGAGUAAGAGAAAUAAGGAAAUGUACUUUGUCAUUAUUAAAUUUAUGUUAUACUAUAUAGCUUGAUACAUCCGUGCUUCGCUACGCUAUGCGAAGGAUUCUAUAAUUCACCUCCGAAUUUAGAUUUGCCUCUUAGGGAUUGAUUAGGGCAAAAUCUUGAAUUAUGUUUUAAAGUACUUGUAUGUGUAACCUUUGUAAGCAAAAACCAAUUCGAUAUCUCAUUAAUUGGACCUAAGAGAUAUUGAAAAAUCCGUGAAAACAUAUUUUACCCUUUUUCAUCCCCUUAGGGGUCGAAUUUCUAAAAAUCCCUUCUUAAUGAGUGCUUAUGUCAUGGAAGGAAUAUACUCCCCGAAUUUCAUGUUUCUAGGUUUAAGGGUUUGGGCUGGGCGUUGAUUAGUCAGUUGGAACAUUCGAUUAGGUAUAUAUAUAUAUAUAUAUAUAUAUAUAUAUAUACGCCGAUUCCAAUUUUACCAUCCCAUUUGUGGAAAUGUUUCGUUAUAAAAUGAUAAUAUAAAUUAUAGUUUGUUAAGAUUUUAAACAUGGCAAAAUCAAAGGAACAGAAGAAAUAUUCAUUUUUACAGGGAAGAAAUAAUUUCGAAUACAUUAGGGUGCAAUGCGAAUAUAUGUAAAUCAUAUAAAGCGUACGAUAUGCUGGUUCACAAAUAUUUAUUACUUAUUGUCGGACAACAUCCAUUCGAAGUUGCAGGACCCCGCGGUACAUUGACGACGUGGUACUGCGCUUUAUAUAGACACGUUAUACAUGCACACGUAAAUUCGACAUGCGUCGAAUAGGAUAUAUAUUUAUAUUUAUGUUAGCUUUGUUAAUAUGUAUAUAUAUAUUUAUAUAUUCUCUCUUUUUCUUUCUCUCUGGAUAAAUAUAUACGCCUAGUACGUGAUAUAAAGAUGUAUUAACGCUCGCAUGUGAGAAAUAAAUGAUAUAUCAUGAUAACGAGAA